Molecule: messenger RNA, 415 nt
Organism: Chrysemys picta bellii (western painted turtle)
Lineage: Eukaryota; Metazoa; Chordata; Testudines; Emydidae
Source: RefSeq, a predicted model, not a curated record
CCGCAGGCUGGAGUUGACCCCCCCUGCCCCUUCGUGCUGUACCGCACCUGCAAACUGCGCCGGCUGCGCGCCGGGACCUUGCCCCAGCUGGUGAGAGGCCUGGUCUCCGCCAGUGCAGAGAGCGACCCUGGCUACCGCCCCAGCUUCCUGGCCACCUACCGCGCCUUCGCCACCCCCGGCCGCGUGCUGGAGCUGCUGCUGCCGCUGGGCCCCGACAGGGCUGUGCUGCAGGUGCUGGAGCUCUGGCUGCGUCAUCACCCCCAGGAUUUCCGGGAGCCCCCCCAGCACCCCAGCCUGCGCCAGCUCCACGGCUACCUGCGCCAGGCAGCCCCGGGCUCGGAGGGGUGUGCGCGGGCCGAAGGGCUACUGCAGAGCUUUCAGGAGGAGCCGGGAGAUGAACAGGCGGAGCCUGAGA